UGCGGUUGAAGUAAAGACAAACAUCAACAGAACUGGAAGAUUACGAGACUGAAGAAUUGAAGAAUGGAUGUCGCGAAAAACACACGUAGAACCAAGAAACGAUCCGUGCAAGAGGCCAUCGUCGCUGCUUUUGUAGUGUUUUCCGUUUUUGUUACUAACAUAUUAGUAUUUGGUUUCACUGCUGUUCUACCAAUUUACCUCGUAGAAUUCAAGAAGGUUUUUCCGGACUUACACGAUCUUGUGCUUUUGAUAGUAUUUUUACCUUCAAGUGUGUUUGGUAUUGUUGGUUUCAUGGUUGGAAUAUUUCUCACUAAAUUUGGCGUAAGAACCACUGGCAUCGUGGGAAGCCUUUGUCUUACCCUUUCUAUUUGCGCUCCAUCGUUCUCUUCGAGUAUUUAUGUUUUAUUGGGAUGUUUCAGUCUUUUGCCAGGAAUUGGUUGUGCUUCUCUUAAUGUCUCGGCAAAUAAUGGAUUAGCAGCUUACUUCGGUGAAGACAGUCGAAAAUUUAUUGCAUUUGCUACGGUCGGAAAAUCUCUUGGAUUUAUAAUUUUCCCAAUCCUUACCAAUUAUUUCAUUGAACUCAUGUUCUGGCGUGGAAGUCUUCUUCUCCUGGCUGCUACUUUCAUACAAACUCUGCCAUGUGCUCUCCUGUAUUCUACGGAUAUGCAUAAAAACACGCGGAGAGAAACUUUGGCAGUAAGUGAAAGUAACGCGCCGAAAGAUUUGUAUAAGUCGGAUUCAAACGUUUCUGUAGAACAAUUUCAAAAUGUUGGUGACGUUCAGGAUGAAACGAUAUCGAACAAACUGGAAAUAUCUGAAGAUAAUAAUACAGCCUUGAAUCAUAACGAAGACAUCAAUACAAAUGAAAAAUAUAUUCGUGAGGCGGUUAUUAAGGCCUUAAAAUAUGACAACGAACCAUUUGUUAUAAAUAAUACACAACCUGACAAAGAAGAUUCUUUGGGUGUUGAAAAGACAGCUAUAAAUUCUAUAAAAUCGGAAGAUGAGGUGAUUGAUGUUCGAAAUGACAAGGUUCAAACGGAAGGAAAAUCUGAUUUGAAAUUUUCUGCAAAAAUCGUUACAGUUUUAACAAAUUUCAAUUACCUUUUAUUCCUUUUCGCCAUUCUUAUAACGUACGGAGGUGUUAUAACAGCAGUGUCUAUCUUACCGGAUUAUUGCGUACAACAAGGGCUAAGUCAAGCAGAAAGUGCCCGUAUAUUUUCAGUGGGAUCGUUUGGGUAUAUCUUGGCUUGUUUCGUCAGUAGUUGGUUGAUACAUAAAAACAUUGUUCCAAGUAGGAUUAUAUUUAGUACUGCAGCCACCAUGAGCGGAUUACUGAUCUGUGUUUAUCCUUCGUUGUCCACUUCAACAUAUUUGACUUUGCUAACAUUUGCUGUGAUGUUCACAAAUGGCCUCAUAUUCUCUACAAAUCUUGUAACUGUUAUGGAUUACUUUGAAAUCGGAUAUUUUUCGAUAAGUAUGGGAUUUGAAGAAACAGCAAUUGGAACUGGCAUUUUAAUUAUUGGAUAUCUGAUAGGAAUCUUCUCAGAAUACAUGAACACUUACGAAUACAGCUACUAUGUGAUCGGGAUCGGACCAAUUCUUUCGGUUCAACCCAUUUUAAUCCCGUUCUUAUUUAGCAAACUAUUAACUAAGCAAACACUCACAUAUUCUGUGAUUAAUAUUGGUAAUAAAUGCUGA
Molecule: messenger RNA, 1698 nt
Organism: Octopus sinensis (East Asian common octopus)
Lineage: Eukaryota; Metazoa; Mollusca; Cephalopoda; Octopoda; Octopodidae
Exons: 5
Coding region: 64-1698 (544 amino acids)
Biological process (GO): monocarboxylic acid transport; transmembrane transport
Molecular function (GO): monocarboxylic acid transmembrane transporter activity
Source: RefSeq, a predicted model, not a curated record